Messenger RNA from Exaiptasia diaphana, 2494 nucleotides. RefSeq names its product diencephalon/mesencephalon homeobox protein 1. Lineage: Eukaryota; Metazoa; Cnidaria; Anthozoa; Actiniaria; Aiptasiidae. The record is from RefSeq and is a predicted model, not a curated record. Gene Ontology annotation, biological process: regulation of transcription by RNA polymerase II. Bases 61 to 807 code for a protein of 248 amino acids. Gene Ontology annotation, molecular function: DNA-binding transcription factor activity, RNA polymerase II-specific; RNA polymerase II transcription regulatory region sequence-specific DNA binding. The transcript has 4 exons.
UUAAUUCCCAACAUACGUCGCUCCAAGCCACUUCAGUUUGAAAGUCAACCAACAUUGGCAAUGAGUAACAACAACUCCUCCUUCAGUAUCGAGACACUAUUACAGAUCGAGCCAUCGGAGCCGCCGGCGCAACGAAGCCAGGAGAGAGAGCCAACGCACACGUCCAAUAAACCCGUCGCYAUGUCGUUAGCGGAACGUCUCGCAGAUAUUAUUAUGGAAACACGUGAUGGAAAGUUAAAAAAGAAACCCAAGCGCAUGCGCACUUGCUUUACACCCUACCAGCUCCAAGUAUUAGARAACACYUUYGCCAGGACRCAUUACCCUGAUGUGAUGUUAAGAGAGCAGUUAGCAUCCUACACUAAUCUAGCGGAAACACGAAUUCAGGUAUGGUUUAAAAACAGAAGAGCCAAGCAUCGGAGACAGCCAGAAAGCGUUUCUAAAGAAACCUGCAAUAGUGCUUUUACAAACGUCGAAMAUAGAAAACCCGGUUUUGUUCCAACUUCAGCCAGUUGCUUCCCUGUGCACGAGCCACUUGGUAACAUCCCGGUAAAUAAUCAAAUACCGGGGAAUUGUCAUCAAAAUACCGUAGACGUGCAAACUCCAUUACCUUCGUUUCAUUCGCUGAUAACGUCAUCAUGCCAUCAACCAGGAACGCAUAGUACAUGCAUGUCGUGCCCAUGGAGCAUGCGCUGUCCCUUACCACCAGUAUCUCACUCGCUUACUACAGCAAUAUCAGAUGGUCAGCGRUUUUGUACAGGGUCAUUAGAUGGGCGUGGUAUUCCCAGACUACCCCUGGGGUAUCAUUGAUUGGAAUUAAGUCUAGUGUACAGAUCAGAGUAGAUCAGUAGUAAUCUAGAGUAGAAAGAGGGGUGUGACCAGAUGCAUGUUUGUAUAAACCGCACUUACAGUCUUUUUUAAACAUUGUCGCUGUCAACGCAACGCGACUAGAUCGAAAAGGAGUAUGGGUAGUAAAUGACAUCCAUCCAAGUAACAAUGGGGAUUGAAAAUAAAAAGUAAUAUUUUCUUUKCGUUUUGAGCAAGGAUAAAAAGAGACGGUAUGAAUCAUCAUAUAUGUUCUACAUUUGAAUAAUAAUCAUUGUCCGAUUGAUGAAAGACUUUUAUCCAUGAUUCUUUUCGGUMAGCCACGUUGCGUGGGGAGAUUARCGAAGCCCAUUCACGCGAUAAGACUUCAUUUAAGCUCAUACCAAAUAUAUCCUCUGUGUAAAUUGUAACAUUCUUAGUAGUUACAGAGUUAUCUAGUAUUAUAUUUAACCAUUAUAUAUAUUAUGAUAUAGUAGAAUUUAUAAAAGUAAAGUAGAAUUUAUAUCGAUACUCUAAUCUAAAGGCUCAAAUUAUAUUAUGAUGGAAUUACUCAUUGUUUGAAUAAUACGUAAGCAAACUUAUAAUAGAAAAUAUUCUACGACUGUACAAAAACUACAAUACAUAUGCGCCAUAUGUGCGCGAUCUUUUCUUAGUUCGAUGUUUUCUUUGAUGUCAGUACMAKRCGAGACAGUGCGUCGCCUGCGUAACCAGGCGUUCCAAGCCGCACCGAGGGAGCUUGGGCCUGAGGAACGCGUUUCUCUCUUUCGGAGAUGCUGGGAAKGUCUUGUUACGCAGGCUAGACCGUGCGGUGAUCCAUGUCUUUAGACUUUCAUAUGGAACCCUCURCAUUAAUGCGUUCACGUAGCCUUUUAUAAAAAUAUAAAUAUUCUCAAAAAAUCUAAAACCGUGUAUAAUUGACUUAUUAUGUGAACGCUUCAUACUAAAAUUUUCGACGUAUAYAUAUUUAWGAAUAUAUAAAUAUCAAUUUAAUUUAUUCUACUAUAAUUUUUAUUUUAUUCAUUUUUAUGUAAUAAUUUUUAUAUUUUUUUUAUUGUUUUGUGAGCUUUGUCCUUGUAAGACGAAGCCAAAUAUAUGAUUAAUGUAGACUGUUUAGAUUAGUUUAGAUUAGUAAAUAUAGAUAUAGAACUUAUAGCUAAAUAGAUACACAAACAUAUAGAAGAAGUAAAAUCAUUUUAGAGUGUUUUUAAUUUUAAAAAGACGAGUGCAUUUUCUAAAUAAACAAUUAAUUCUAAUACAUGGUGUCUAAGAACUGUUUAGGAGAAAUGGACAAGAAAAAAUAGAAGAAGAAAAAGAGAGUAAAAAAGAAAGAAAGAAAGAAAGAACUUAAAGAAAGAAAAAACGAAAAAAAGGGAAAAAAGGAAAAAAUAACUUAGAGUAAUUUUUUAUUGUAGUUGUUCUUGUUGUAGUCCGAACUUGUCGUUAUGCACAUGGAAAAAGAGAAAAAAAAGUUGAUUAACUGCCAAAGUUUUUAGUCCAAAAACGAAAAUAAAUUUAUGUGCGCAGUACAGACAAUACAGAAAUGUUACAAUGGUAUAUAUGUUCCAAUAUCGGUCGACAUGCGAGCCAAACAAGACGGAUUGCUGGCGCUUACAAUGUGUCCAUGAUUGCAAGCUGAUGGCUUGCCUCAUGCUUGUUUUCGAUAAAUGACUUG